AGAGUUAUAUAAUUAUCAUUUGCUUGCACACUAUAAUCUCCAUAAUAUGUUUGUCUCAUUUCUAUCUUUCAGUAAGAAAACAAUGACCUGAAAAGCUCUGAUUAUACGAGAAUAGGAUGUUCUUGUUGUUUCUGAUUAAAUGACCCACAUUCAUGUCUGCAACCUUCAGUUUUCAAUAAAAGAAGGCUCCAUGCACUAGGAUGGCAGAACUCCUCUGUGACGGUUCACGCUGUCACAGACCGAUUCUCCUACUGCAGAAGUCUAGCAAAAGUUCUCAUCUCCUGUGUGGUUAUUCUCUUUAUUAAGGAAAAAGUCAGAACCCUGACAACUUGGUGCCGUGAACCGGAUCUCAACAUACCCACCGGUGGUGGACUGAGGAUGACGCGCUGAAGCCGUGAUCACGCCCGGACAAUAUAGGCUGUCCGGAAGAAAGUCCCGGGAGGUGAAAUUCUUCGCCGGGCCAGCGUCAUAGGUCUAACCCUCAUCUGCCAGCGGUGGCUUGACGAGAUCCGACCGGAAAUGAUGAACCACAGGACUGAGAAAGCUCACCGGUGAAACCAGGUGACUGGGUGUUCAUCAAGGUCCUAAAAAGGAAGAACUGGGCCAGCCCACGGUGGGAGGGACCAUACCAAGUCCUCCUAACAACACCCAUGGCAGUAAGAAUAGCUGAACGCCCCAGCUGGAUACAUCUCAGUCACUGUAAGUUGCAGCGUGCACCAGAGGCCUAAAGGAGGCUGUUGUGGUGAAGUCUGACUACAAAGGGGUUCCGUCUUUUAGUGGCGGUUCGUCUCAAUCGUCAGCGAAGAAACCAGCCGAACCCAACAUCCAUUAGAACUUGGAUCUUUGAAGUGACCCUGCAACCUAGCAGCAUGGAAGGCCCACUGCUGGUAGACCGCAGCAGGUGGGCGCGGAGCUGCGCUGUGACUGUAGCAUGUCUUCUUGUCGCACUGACUUUCCUAGCAAUGGAGAAACCGGGAGAAGGUGGUAUCAACCUAGCCCGCCGCUCAUGGGAUCUGUAUGAAAAGACAACUCACCUCAAUAUUGCCACCCACGAUCAUUCCUACAGUACCAAUCUCUGGUGGCAACUGAUGAACAGAACUGCACACGACAGCAACAUCACCAGCUGUUAUGUGUGUACUUUCAUGCCGUAUGCUUCCCACAAUACAGGUCUCCGCCCAGGCAAUUUCACCAAAAGACAACAAAAUUGCCUGUAUGAACUUAGCACACACCCUGGCUACAACCGAACUAACAGGACAACAUUCAACUCCUGGAGCAAAAGGAAUUACUCUGAGCGGUUUUGGGUUCCUCCCAAUAACCCCCGUGGACCGUGUGGCCCAAUGAGAGACCUGUUGCCACUACCACAAGACCCCAUUAAGCUCCCGGAGGUGAUAUCUUUGGUGAGCAUGAAGCCUGGCUCACUUGGACGUUGUGUAUACAACAAUGGCACAGUGAAAGUGGGCAUGGUGCCCUGGCAUCUGUGUAACGUUACCUUAACCUUCUGUGACUACAAUCUUACAGUUCGAUCUAACUACUCAGCUUGUAUGAAGAAUGCCAACAGGAUCAGAGGAAGCUGUGGAUUACUCCUGAUCAAACGAACAUUUGACAUAAGAAACCAGACCAAAGGUAGGCAAGACCAAGCGGGUUGCAGCCCCAUAGUGCCUGGGGACCGAGGAUCCAGGGUCCUGGCUGAUUGGUAUUUCCUGUGCGGACACACUGCCUAUGCAUCCCUUCCUCCAAACUGGGGAGGCCUUUGUACUCUGGUCGCUCUAGUUCCACCUGUGUUCUUCAUGAACAGAACCGUCCCGACUCGGAGUGGGAGAAAUAAGAGACCACAUCGAGAUCAACAGGUACGCAUUGCUGAGACUCCUUAACACCACCUACAAGUUUUGCAAUGCAUCAGCAGCAGAGAUGUCGGCCAUAAGACCUAUGGUUCUGCAAAAUCGACUCGUGCUCGACCUCCUAACUGCAUCAUCAGGAGGUGACUUUCAUCCCGGACAGCACCAGUGAUGGGCAGGACAUUUCUACCGCACUGCAUGACUUAACAGAGCUGCAAGCCUACGUUAAGUCUGCGACUCCUGGCGCCAGUCCCACCAGUGACAUCUGGUCCUGGCUGACCACAGGCCCAUGGUGGCACCUCCUGCUGAAGUUGUUGACCCCUAUACUCAUGGUUUUGUGCCUAUUUUGUCUUUUUACAACAUGCGCUCAGCCUUGUGUCAUGUCCAUGAUCGCAAAGGCUACCACGCAGGCUUUCAUUCGUUACCAGCUUGUCAAACAAGCUGAAGAGGACCCCUCCCCAUGUGAAUACUCCUACGUCAGAGGCAUCGUAUGAAUCUCUCACUGAAAGUGCCAAAAGCAAGUGGUGAAAUGAUGAUGUUUGAUGCCCUGUUCUAAAAA
This is a messenger RNA of Oryzias latipes (Japanese medaka), 2394 nucleotides long. The record is from RefSeq and is a predicted model, not a curated record. Lineage: Eukaryota; Metazoa; Chordata; Actinopteri; Beloniformes; Adrianichthyidae.